CAGGCCGCACGGGCAGCGCGAGCCCCGGAGCCCCCGCGGCCUGUGCGCCGGGAGCCGGUAUGGACCCCGAGCGCUGCGCGCCUUUCGGCGUGGGGCCCGGGCCCGGCCCUUACGCGGCCGCGGGGGACGAGCCACCGGGCCCCCACGGGACCCCUGCCGGCGCGCCCCACCUGCACCCCGCGCCGCCCCGCGGCCCGCGCCCGACCCGUUUUCCGGCCUGCGGGCCCCUGGAGCCCUACCUCCCAGAGCCCGCCAAGCCGCCCGCGAAGUACCUGCAGGACCUCGGGCCCGGCCCGGCGCUCAACGGCAGCCACUUCUACGAGGGCCCCGCGGAAGCUGAGGAGAAGGCCUCCAAAGCUGCCAGCUUUCCCCAGCUGCCCUUGGACUGCCGAGGGGGCCCCAGGGACGGGCCCUCUAACCUGCAAGGCUCCCCAGGCCCUUGUCUGGCCAGCCUGCGUGUCCCUCUGUCCCCGGGACUCCCUGACUCCAUGGAGUUGGCCAAGAACAAGAGCAAGAAACGCCGUAACCGCACGACCUUCAGCACAUUCCAGCUGGAGGAGCUGGAGAAAGUCUUCCAGAAAACCCACUACCCUGAUGUGUAUGCCCGGGAGCAGCUGGCUCUGCGCACGGACCUCACUGAGGCCCGGGUACAGGUCUGGUUCCAGAACCGCAGAGCGAAGUGGCGGAAGCGCGAGCGCUAUGGGAAGAUCCAGGAGGGGCGGAACCCCUUCCCAUCUCCCUAUGACAUCUCUGUGUUGCCCCGAACAGACAGCCACCCCCAGCUGCAGAACUCCCUGUGGCCCAGUCCAGGGUCAGGGAGCCCCGCGGGACCCUGCCUCGUGUCUCCAGAGGGCAUGCCCUCCCCGUGCAUGUCUCCAUACUCCCACUCUCAUGGGAACGUAGCUGGCUUCAUGGGGGUGCCGGCCUCCCCCGGAGCCCACCCUGGCAUCUACUCCAUCCAUGGCUUUUCCCCUCCCCUGGGGGCCCACAGCUUUGAGUCUUCCCCAGAUGGCGACUAUAAGUCUCCGAGUCUCAUCUCGCUCAGGGUGAAAUCCAAGGAGCCACCCAGCCUACUGAACUGGACCACGUGAUUGGCUGCACGGACACACAGACUAAGCUGCC
Hyaena hyaena (striped hyena) is the source of this 1122-nucleotide messenger RNA. It is a transcript of the gene ALX3, whose product is annotated as ALX homeobox 3. The transcript is spliced from 4 exons. NCBI's taxonomy places the organism in Eukaryota, Metazoa, Chordata, Mammalia, Carnivora, Hyaenidae. The record is from RefSeq and is a predicted model, not a curated record. Gene Ontology annotation, molecular function: RNA polymerase II transcription regulatory region sequence-specific DNA binding; DNA-binding transcription factor activity, RNA polymerase II-specific. The coding region runs from base 60 to 1091 and encodes 343 amino acids. Gene Ontology annotation, biological process: regulation of transcription by RNA polymerase II.